CCUGGUACCCAGUCGUUGUCGGAUGGUUGGCGGGCUGACUGGUUGGCCCCUGUGCUGUGUGUGUUCUGUUCGUCAUCAUCAUCAUCCCUUCAUCGUCGUCGUCGGUGGCCGUCGGGUGUCGUUCGAGGAGACUGUUGAGCUUCCUGCUUGCUGCUAGACGCUUUCCGUUACUUUGCUAGCACCAGCACCAGUCAGUGUUUGUUGGCAGGUCACCAGCCAGUGAGCUGCGAGCUUUCGGCGGACAAUGUUGCGACCUUUUGAACUCUCCGCUCUACUUUUGGCCGUGUUCGUGCUUCUCGUCAUCGUUGAUUCGGGUUUCGGUUUGCUUCGUCGAAGGCUCUGCUGAACGUGGUGCCGUCUCUCGGUCAGUGGGUCCAGUUCGAGUUCGGGAUAACAGUGGACAGCCCCAGUCUGACCCUCGGCUGCUGCUUGGAUUAGCCAAUCAACUUCCGGUUUGGCGGUUGGUCCGUCGGCUUUCAGAGCGGUUUGUGUUGGAUUUUGCACCUUUGGAGUGAUUUUUUCCAGGAGGCAUUUCAGGAACGUUGCAGGCGAAAUGCUGCUGAUGGAGGGCUAACAGGCUUUAUGUCCGAGAUUUUUUUUUUCUUAUUUGAAGUAAACAAGUUCAAUCGGAUGAAAAUUCUGACCCAUGUUUGUGCUUCGACCGGACACCAUCCGCAUCUGACGUGUCGGUCUGUUUGUUCCCACGAUGGUUCGUUGACUCGAUGACGAUUUGUUUGCGAAGCUAGAACUCCAGGCGUCAAUGCGUGUGUGCAAUCUGUGGAAGGGUGUGAGAAAAUUGCAUCCAUUAACGGAAAAUACGAUAUUACGGCGAAGGGGGUAGUGAAAAUGUGCGCGCUCCAAUUAGAGGCCCGUGAUUGCUAGGCCGAUUCUUUUUUGUUGCUGCUGCUAUCGUUCUACAGCCUCGGUGAUCCGGUUGUCGAGAUUGGGUGCUGAUUGGGCAGCUCGAAAGCUAUUGGGGCAGUAAAUCAGUUUAAAAUUGGGUCGCUUCACAGUAAGAAUCCCAAUGAUGCUAUUUCCACUGUGCGUGUGUUUGUGGGAGUGUUUGAAAACUGACCAGCAACUGGUGGGUUUAAAAUGCUGAUUAAGGGAGCAGUGAUUAACAUGAUUGAAAAGAUCAAAUGGUGCUAUUUGUCGAAUCAGCCGUAAGAGAAACCAUUCAUUAGGUUGCAACCGGAAGUGAUUAGUGCAAUUGAUUCUGGGGAAAAUGGGUGCAAUCGAUUUGAAAAACUAUUAUUGUAAAUAUUUGAAAAAAAAAGUGAAUGCAAAUAAAGCUAAUUGUGUGAUCUCUACUUAAUCAAACAUGUUAUGUGUUAUUGUGUCAUGUUUGUAAGCCGAUUGAAAAAAAAAAUCAAUGUCCCUCAAUCUCAAAAUUGAUGUCCAGUGUUUCGUAUUGAUGUUAAAAGUGUGUGAAAGUCGUUCGUAGUACUUCGGCAAGCAGAAUUUGUACACAUCUGAAGAUUAUAACAACGAGGAGUUCUUAGCUAUGAUCCGCCCCUCAAACUUCGAUAAUCAUCCAUUAAAAAGGAAAGGAAACAUUACAAAAGCUUCACCGGGAUACCGCUUUGAUAAAACCGCAAACAUACCGAACGCCAUUGCGUUAAGCCGGAAAAUGAAGAAUACUCGAAAUCGCAAUAUUCGAAAUCGUUGAAUCAACAAUAAUUUGUUUGGGAAACUCAGAAUAAAACAAACACAUGGACGAAUAAUAUCGUUUUUUGGCCUCCAGCUCGGACCAAAAGUGAGUUACGUCAAAAAUCGAAUGAAUUGAAUGAUUAUCAUUUUUGAAAAGAAGAAAAAAACGAAUUACCAUUGCUUCCGACCGUUUGAAAGGAAAAGUAAAAAUAAUUUAAAAUUGUGCAUGUAAGUAAACGUGUUUGGGUUGAACUUUGUGGCGAAUAAAUGCAAUCCACAGACGAACGUCAAAGUUCGUGGAAAAAAGCUUCAUCCCCCAGCCCGUUUUUUCCAGUAAACAGUUUGAAACUUUGAGCGUAAAAUUUGUUUCAGCAGCUAGUCAGCGAUCGGGAAACGAAAAAAAAAAAGUUUCGAAAUAGCUUUGGCAAAUGCUCUUUUCGCGGCUUGAUGCGAUCGCUCAAUGUCAGUGUGAUUGGAUAUCGUGUUUGAAGUUAUCGCAGUCUAAUUCCUGCAAUCGGAAAGAAGUAUAAAUGGAAAUGGUGAAAACAUUUUCCCUUCGUUCAGUGAAUCGUGAACUAAAAAGUUUUUCUUUCGACAAAGACGACGACGACGACGACGUCUAUUUUGGAUACGCUUUUUGGCGUUACUGUGGGAAAAAAUCAUCAACUACGGCAAAUUUUCCACUCUUCAGCUACAUAUUCUAAGAACAGAAUAAGGAUUUCCGAUUCCGACUAUUUGGUGAAGUUGCUUUUGUUGUAUACGAAGCAGCAAAUGCAAAAAUAAAGAAGAUUCAACAUUAUUCUCACUAACAUGGUGCUUCCUGGAUUUCGUUCGGUUCGAUUGUUAGUGAACCGAAUUGCGAUCAAGUGUUGAGUGAAAUACGGUUGGCAGCCGCAAAAGUUGUCAGAAAAGUGCGCCCAAUUAAAAAUCUGCAUAUUAACUGAAAUAUUAUACCAUAAAGGGUUCGUGAUCCCGGAAUUUCGAGCAGGGAGGAAUGGUAGAUAUGGACAUGAUGGACAUGCGAGGAGCCCUAGGAUUCCUUUCCAGCACAACAAGCACGGCCCGCCACACUCCCCCACACCAAAAAGCUCGAAAGAGCCCCCUGGUGGUAACGGCAACGACAAUCUGUAAUCUAACGGUGACCGGCAAUCAGACGGAUGGUAGCGGAGAUGGAAGAGGAACGGGUGCCGGAAGCGGGGGAGGCACGUUAGCAGAAGACGGCGAAGAAGACGAUAUGGAUGCUUUAUCGCCUCUGGCGAUGUCCUGUUUAGGCGUAUUUCUAUCGAUUGUGAUAUUCCUGUCCGUGGCCGGUAACAUCCUGGUCUGCAUAGCCAUCUACACCGAGCGCAGCUUGCGGCGGAUUGGGAACCUUUUCCUGGCAUCGCUGGCCAUCGCAGAUCUGUUCGUGGCCUCGCUAGUGAUGACAUUUGCCGGUGUCAACGACUUGUUGGGAUACUGGAUAUUCGGGGCCCAGUUCUGCGACACUUGGGUGGCAUUCGACGUCAUGUGUUCAACCGCUUCCAUUCUGAAUCUGUGUGCCAUCUCGCUGGAUCGGUACAUUCACAUCAAGGAUCCGCUAAGAUACGGCCGCUGGGUAACUCGACGGGUUGCCAUCGGGACGAUCGUGGUCAUCUGGCUGCUGGCGGCUCUAGUUUCGUUCGUGCCGAUCUCGCUCGAUCUGCACCGGGACAAGCGGGAUGAGACGGACACCUCGCUCAUCAUCAACGGUGUCAAGUACGAAACGUGUGCGCUCGAUCUGACGCCCACCUACGCCGUCGUUUCUAGUUGUAUAAGUUUCUACGUACCUUGUAUAGUGAUGAUCGGGAUCUACUGCAGACUCUACUGCUACGCCCAGAAGCACGUGAAAUCGAUACGAGCCGUCACGAGGCCGGGCGAGAUCAGCGAAAAACGCUAUCGCAGCAUACGGAAGCCAAAGGCGAACAAAAACAAGCUAAAACUCCGGCAGCUGGCGCACACGGCCUCUUCGCCGUAUCACGUGUCCGAUCACAAGGCAGCCAUCACCGUCGGUGUUAUCAUGGGAGUGUUCCUAGUGUGCUGGGUGCCGUUUUUCUGUGUAAAUAUCAUCGCAGCGUUCUGCAAAACCUGCAUCGGAGGCCAAACGUUCAAGGUGCUGUCCUGGCUUGGGUACUCGAACUCGGCCUUCAACCCGAUCAUCUAUUCGAUCUUCAACACCGAAUUCCGAGCGGCAUUCAAGCGCAUCCUGACGACGAGGAGUGCCUGGUGCUGCGGCCAGGAGAUGGGCAACAUCUAUCCGCGGCACAGCGAUCGGUAUGUGACGGAUUACGCCGCUAAAAAUGUAGUUAUGAACUCCGGUCGGUCAUCCGCCGACCUGGAGCAGGUUUCGGCUAUCUGACCUUACUAGAACAACAUCAACAACACGGAAGUUUAGAGAGUUCGGUUGAGGCACUUGGUUGAAGGGAUAGACAGCUACUAGACUAAUGCACCGAUAGGUUUUCUUCUAGACAAUGGUGAGGGUGACAACAAGAUGGCAAAUGGGUACACACAUACAAAUGAGCAUCCCUGCACAAUAUACACUGACAUAGUUAAAGUUUCUGUUGUGUGAGUUUUGUGGUUGUGGGAUUUUGAACGAUUGAUGCACGUUUUAAAAAACGUUCUUUAAAAAAAAAUGAGGAAACCAUGCGAAAACACAUCGGUCUGCUAAGAACGUUAAAUGAUCAUUUCAAACCGUUUUUGUCAACUGUCUGUAUGAAACUCUUUCGGAAUUUUGUCGAGAAGCUACGUUCGAGUCAAUAGACCAUGUGGAAGUGGAUUUGUUUUUGAUAUGUUUCAAAACUUCAUUUCAAGAAAAUCGUUUAAAAUUAAACAGUCUAGACCAUCGGCAGCGGCAGGUUCUAUUCCAGGUGUUAACUCGGGACUCAUUGCAAUAAAUUUAGCAGGUCAUUUGCGCACCGGUUAGUGCUGUUUCCAUUCUUGCCACUGGUGUCGAAUCUUUAGGUUUUAUUUGUGUUUGUUGGUUUUUUGUUUUGUAAAUUUACCCUAGACCUGAAAAUGCAAGAGCUGGUCGGUAUCCGAAUUUAGCUCCUGGCUCGCUUAUUUAACACCCAGAAGCUAGAUAGCACCUCGUUUGAGGUGUCAAAAUUAAGUGUUAUUAUAGCUUAGACACCUUACCGCUGCUGAUGCUCCAAAAAAGUGAGUGUUUAUACCUGAAAGGUUUUAUUUACAGUCAAUCGCAAAAUUGAUCGUACACACAUGGUUUACCAACUCAUUUCGUUUGUUUGGUGUGGAAAAAUGGAUCAACAUUUAAGAUUUUGAUGCACAUUAAUUGUUUACAGAUCUAGCUAUUCCUCUGAUCCCGUCGAUUUUGAGAAAUCAGUUUUGCUUAUUUUAUAAAUCAAGAAGUUCAUGAAAAUCCCAAAUAAGGUAUGCAAAAUUGAUCGUACACAUUUAAUUUAAUCUGAAAUGUUUGGUGUGUAAACAAGAUCAAGUUUUUUUUUCAGUGUGUCAUGUCAACACCCAGCAGCUACAUGAGCAGUGUUUGUUUUUGUUUAUUUGCUGAAUUUCGUAGAGUUGUUAUCAAAAUGGCAAGCAAGCGCAAGGAAACGGACAUUGCGACGCGAUGGUUGAUAAUAUGAUGUGUUGUCGCGGAAAGUCAUUGCGGGAAAUAGCAGAAUCUGUCGGGAGAUCCCACUCUACAGUGCAGUACAUCAUCAAGAAGUGGAAAUACGAAGGAACCGUGAAAAAUAUCGCUGGAAGAGGACGAAAACGCAUAUUGACUCCUACCGAUGAACGGGUAAUUGUGCGAACUCUGAGAAGGAACCCUAAAACAAGUAUUCCUAAAUUGACGGCUGAAGUCGCUGGGACCAUCGGAACCCUGUCAGCGCAGAUACUGUCCGGAGGGUAGCGCACAGGAGCGGUUUGAGUGGUCGUGUAGCGCGUAAAAAACCCUUUAUCUCAAAGGUAAAUAUGAAAAAAAAACGGCUGGAGUUCGCUAAGGCUUAUGUUAAUAAGCCUAAAGAAUUCUGGAACAAAGUUCUAUUCACCGACGAAACAAAAAUAAACCUUUUCGGAUCGGAUGGACGGCAAAUGGUGUGAAGAAAACCUGGGACGGAGCUCCAGCCCACGAAUUUGGUCCCACUGUAAAACACGGUGGCGGCAACCAGAUGUUGUGGGGUUCAAUGUCGGCCUCUGGACCUGGAACCAUGGAAUUUAUUGACUCAACGAUGGACAAGAUGGGUUAUUUGAAUAUCCUCAAGCGUAACCUGCAGCUUUCCGUGGAUAAAUUGGGGCUACCUCGUGAUUACUACUUCCAACAAGACAAUGACCCCAAACAUACAGCUAUUGUCGUACGGGAGUGGUUGCUGUAUAAUUCACCUAAACAACUCAAAACGCCUCCGCAGUCUCCCGAUCUGAACCCGAUAGAACACCUCUCUGGUGGGAGUCAAGAAUCGCCUGAAAAAUAAAAAUCCUGGGAACAAGGCAGAACUCAGAACGGCGAUUAAGGAGAUCUGGGAGAACAUUCCAUCUAGUGUGACCAAAAACCUCGUCGAAUCGAUGUAACGACGCUUGCAAGCAGUGCUAGAUGCCAAAGACGGUCAUACCAAAUACUAAUUAAGUUGAAUUUUGAUAUCCGUUACUUUCUAUGAAUUGAUUUUUAUUAGAAUUUUAAGAAAAAGUUGUACGAUCAAUUUUGCUACGCUUGAAAUUGUGUUUUUAGUCGUUUUUUCAAAUAUGAAGUGAAAAUGUAAACAAUUUUUAUUUUUCUUUUCAAAGUUAAAGAGUAAAAAGGAGAUAUUAUUUAAUGGAUUAAAGUUGUUUUUAAUUAUUUACUGUUAAACCCUGAAAAUCUCAGAAUUCAAGAAUGGAUAAUGGGUGUACGAUUAAUUUUGCGAUUGACUGUAUAGCGGAGGAAUUGGUAUAAGAUCAGUCCAAACAGGGUUUUUCGAAAAAAAAUUAACACUGAAGACUGAAUAAAAGCACUUAUAUUAUCGCGGCUGCAGUAGGUGUUGAUAUGAUUUUUUUUCUUGUUCAUUCGAAUACAUUAAAAUUUAUUUGUGGGCAAGAUGAAAAGUAAUACUUCUCAAAUUGUCAGCGAACUGUCGCUGCGAAUUUUGAACAAUAACGUGCACGAAAAAAGAUAUCGAUUGUUGGACGUACUAAAUUUUCACAAUUAACAUAAUAUAUUUCACUUGUCCCAGAAAUGAUCAUUAUCAAAAUAGCAAAGCCAAAAAUAAAACUUAUAGCAAAUGAGUGUUAGUUGCCCUUCUUUGGACGGUGGUUUCUCAUAAAUGGACUGAAAAUUACUGAUUUCCAGAGAAUGAAAACAUUUAUAUUAUUGUUCUUAUAUAUAAAUUUAUAUGAGGAUUUUAUAUAUAGGUUUGUUAUUGAUAGAUUUACAAAGAUAUGAAUGAUAAAAUAUUUCAUCUUUGAACCUAUAUACUGAAGAUUAAGCAACAAACGGAUAAAAAUUAUUUUCAAAUCAAAGAUUAUUAUGAAAAAGUUUUAUAACUUUUAGUUCCAGAAAACACUAAUUUCUUUUAUGAAUAUUUUAAAUAUUUUCACUCCCGGUAAGCAGUGUCAGCUGUUCAACAUUAUUUGUGACAAUUUUAUUCUAGUUCGUUUGCAUAAAGCUGACAAAAACUGAUAGAAAUUCUCAAAAUGGGCUCUCAAUUAUGCCCUUAUGAAAAUUCGCACCUUAAUUGAUUUGUUUGUUCUGAAACAAUGUUUUGUUGUUUCUUAGAUAAAAAAAGGAACAUCAUGGUUGAAAUUGUCCUAUUUUUGGACUCUUUACAAUUUUUCCGGAUUUUCCAAUGAUUUUCUAUUAUUUCAGUAAAAUAAUAGACCAUAUACAACAUCUCAAUGAUAGUGGUUUCCCUUUAAACUUUUGCUUGAACAGUUAAAAAACGUGAUAUUUUCUCAUUAACUUUGAUUGCUCAAAACACUAUUUGAGCUGCCUGUUUAACCACUGAAAUGAAAGUAUUUUUAACGUACAUUUAACGUAAAUAUAACGUAACGUUGAAAAUUUUAUCAUUAUUUCAUUUAUUUCUUUUUAUGGCAAAUUACUGUCUGAUAUGAUAAAGGAAGGAUAAGAACUCACUUUACAUAUGAUAAUUUGAAAUGUAUGCCAGUGAAAUGAUUUUUUUCCAAUUUUCGGUAUUUAGGGACCAAAAUAUGCCAUAGGUCCAAAGUAGGGUCACUCCCACUAAGUCAAUCAAAAGCUGGCAUAAACCAUGAAAACUCACAUCAACUAGACAAGUUGGCAAAAACCCCCAGAAUGUAUGGAAAUGAACAUACAAAACAUCACGUCGAAUUUGAAGCAAUCAUACUUUAAUAUUAAAAAGAAAAAAAUACUCAAAAAAAACUUUCAACCCGAGAAAUCUCCCAUGCCUGAUAACCCAAUCGCUGAAUCAAAUCUAUCAUCCAGCCAGCAGAGAAACAAAAAGAAAACAAAAUAUCCCACAGAAGCUGUCAAAUUUAUCAUGUAGGUACAAAGUACAAUCAGAAACAAAUAGCACAAACGGGAAAAAAGAAAGGAAGAGGAAAAAGACAAAAAAGCCAAACUAACUUUGCUCAAUCAUAUGUAAAUACACCCAGACGUUUCCAGCAAACUGAUCAAAAUGGAAAAAGUUGACAUAUUUACUGUCAAUAGGAAAUACACACUUACCUACGCGCAACAGAAGAAUGGUUUGACUUAAACAAUUUCAAAUCUAUCGAGCGAUUUCAUUACGUCCUAUGAAAAAAAAAUCUACCUAAACGUAUAGUUUUAUUGCAAAAACUACAGAAACUAACAUAAACUAGUCACAACCUCUUUUCAAUAACAUUAUAUCGCAUGAAACAAAAUGCAAACAAAAAGUUUUAUUUUUAAUCGCAGCGCACUAAAUUGGAUUCCAUUUAGAAUUUUUGUUGCAAGGACAACAUAUUUUAUGUGUGAAAUACAAAUUUUAAAGUUGUUUUGAUAACUUUGCAGCAGCUUUCUGUGAAUUCUUAAGAUGUUUCAUACGACGUAAUGAAAGCUCAUGCGAGAUUUGUUGUCUGGACAACAUAUUCUAAAUGUGAAAUGUUCAAUUAAAAGUUGUUUUCCUAACUUUUGCAGCCGUUUCUAUGAAUCCUUAAGAAGUUUCAUACGAGAUGAAAAGCACGCGUGAAAUAUGUAUGUGUUGUUUUUUUUUUGUAUUUUUGUUCCUUUUUAAGCUAUUAGGGGGAUGAGGGCAUAACGAGCACCCAGGCAUAAUGAGCACUCCUUUUUUCUACAUAAGUACGUAUUUUCUUAAACAAAUUUUCAUAAGGAUUUGUUUCGUACUACCCAUAGUAUUAAUUUUUCACCAAAAAAGAAAUAUCCUUUUUAUCUUUACAGAAAAAUUAAAUAAUAACCAGCUAGGUUCUCAAGUGGCGAAAAUAUUAUAAUUUUUGAGCACCACCAAAUAAGUUUCUAUGACCUUUAAAUCAUCUUGAUCUGAAAUGUACGCACUGCAACAUGAUCUACACAUUGUUUCUCAAUUUUCAACAUCAUAAAAAUUUUGAUAUUUCACUUUAAUCAAUUUUAAAACGCUUUUUUACUUUAAUUUGUUUACUAGAGGCGAACAGAGCACUUUCAAUGAAGGCAUAAUGAGCAUUUUCUGCCGGGGAAUCUAGCAGCGAAUUCAACCCGAUGAAGUCAACUGAAUAAUAGAGCUACAGCUUGGCUUGUUUCGUCUGUCGAUUUGGCCUAUUGGUAAGGUGUCGGAGAGGUAAUCAGUAGUCUCGAGUUCUAUUCCUGUUCGAUGGGAUUUUUUUUUUGCACUACCAUUCAUGAUUGAUUUUUUUUAUUGUACAUUAUACGGCUAAUAGCAUCAAAGCAUCAUCCGUCAAACAAAACACCAGAAACAUAAUGUAUGAGCAUGUGUUAAUCCUUUGAAUUCUACAAGCAGACCUAGAUUAUUUUGUUAUUGCUUUGUUUGAUGAAUCUACGCCUCACCGUUUAGUGCAAUCAUGAUCAUGAAUGAUAAAAGAAAAAAAAAUCACCUCGACCAGGAAUCGAACCUCUCAGUCAUCUUACCAAUAGGCCAAAUCGUCAGACGAUACAAGUCAAGCUGUAGCUCUAUUACUCAGUUGACUUCAUCUAGUCGUAUUUGCUGAUAGAAUCCCCGCAGAAAACGCUCAUUAUGCCUUAAUUAAUGGUGCUCAUACUGCCUCGGGGGGUUUCUCAUUAUGCCUCUACAGUGACUGGUUUUCAGCUUUCGGCAAAAAUUUUUAAAAUGCAUUUUUUAACGUUUUUAUCUACUUUUUCAAGUUUCAUCCAAUUAGGCAAUAGACUAUUUGAGUGUCUGAACACGAAACAAUGAUGUAAUUCACAUAUUACAGCUGUUCUCUAUGGUUAAAUAAGCGUUUUCCUUAAGGUGGCCAUUAUGCCCCCAUCUCCCCUAUUGUCAUUAGAAUUUUAGUUUCAAGAAACCGUUUUAGAUUAAAAAGAGGUUGUAUCGUAUUAUUUUCAGUUUCCGCUUUCAGUAUUCAAUCUUCAUCAUCAUUAGUUUCUUAUAACGUAUUUAAAUCUAAUUUCUAGAAAUAAGAUUUUUUGUAACCAUUAAAAAUAUUUCGUUAUUUUCGAUUUUUCCUUCCUGCAAAAUGCCAGUUCAACUUAAAAUACUUGUACGUAACAUAACAAGAACUCUUGUGGAAAUGGCACGAUGUCAAAUUUACGUUACUCAUCUUGUUGGAUUGUCAUUUUCCAGGACGGAAAACAGAAAAAAAUGAAAAAAAAUCGCUCAAAUAUCAAAUUGGUCAGAUGAAAUCACCGACCAGUGAGCGAAGAGCAAAUUUUAUAUCUUGAAAAUGAUCAUUAUAAAAACUCUUUUCAAGUCUUUAAUAAGGGUUUUCAUUGAAAAAAAUUGCAAAUUUCAUCAAUCUGAGUAUGCCUUAUACAUAAAACAAUAGUAUUAAAGAUUUUAUUUGGUUCCGGCAUGAAUUUUUAUCUUAAACAACUCUUUUCAAAAACUGCUCAACUCAACUUUGUUGAAAAGUCAAAAAAAUGCUUGCUUCACCUAGGUCAUUUUCAACUAAUUAGUUAAUGUCAAAACCCAUAAGUAGAACUUUUUAAAAGCCUUUGCACAACUUUCUUCUUUUUUUCAAAUUUCCAUGUUAAAAUUUAAAAAAAACCUAUUCAUUCUGUUGCGAAAAAACUCCACAGAAAAUCAACAUUCGUACGUAGCUGUACAUAUUCUAGAAUCCUGUGGUCUGAUCACUCUCACAGAACUAAGAACUAUGGCAAAGGAUUGUUGUCGAAAGCAAAGCAGAAAAGGGUAAUGAAUGUUCUCACUGUGUUGUUGAUGUUGUUAACAAAAGAAAAUGAAAUCAUAAAACAUGGAGUUGAUAAUAUAAGAUGGAUGUAUUCACCAGAACGAAAUAGAGGAAGGCAAGUUUUUUGUUGACGUAUUAUUGUGAUUAAAAGGAAGUUAAUCCUUCUCCUUGUAGAGUAGAAGCGAUUGAUAAAAAACGAGUAAAUGCAACAACCCACAUAUCCUUAGAAACUAGGGACAAAUCUUUUCAUUGUGAGACUACUAUGAAAUAUGAAACUAUUAGUGAAUCCAAAGCGCUUAGUGUUAGAAACAGAAUCCCAGCUGUCAUGGCUUAGUCUAGGAGUAGGCCAAUCGAAAAAUGAUAUUAAUAGAAACCAAAUACUGAUAAUAGUUAUCAGUUUAUACAUUCUUUAUGAAGAGAGGAAGCGAGAGAGAAUCAAAUCUGCUAUGUUUAGGCGUUUAGAUUUUAGGACAAAAAGUGAGAUAAAUCAAUGAAAUCUCACAGCCAAUCUCGUGUUUUUCGUUCACUCAUUAACAUGAAGCGACUGCAAGAGGCAAAUGUUACAUUCAUUUAUGGUUCAUUGCACUAUUUUUACGCAAAAAUAAGACUGAUUAUUGUUUAUUUAUCGAAAGCAAGAGUCAACAGUGUAAGAUAUCGCAGAGUUGGUUUAGAUAUUAAACACUGAUAGCAAAAUCGCAAUACCAGUACCAAAAAUUUGAUAAGAAAAGAAAAUUAAAAACUAAGAUUAAAUGAUUAAUGAGAUAUCUCUAUUUAAGAUGGUGAAAAUUAACUAUAACUUACUACAACUCGCAUCUUAUGCUCACAAACACAACCAAAACAACCAUGAACAAUCCCAAAAAAAAACAGAUGACUCUAUAGUUAAUUGUUAAAAAUGAUUUUAGUCUCUUCCAAACCACGUGGAACCAAACAAAGUGAAGUGAAAUUUCAAUAGCAAUUUAUUAGUUUAAUAUUUAAAAAAAACGAAACAAUUCAAAUACUCUAUACUACAGGUAAAAUUGCCCAAAAAAAAAACAAAA
Messenger RNA from Uranotaenia lowii, 11939 nucleotides. It is a transcript of the gene Dop1R1, whose product is annotated as dopamine receptor 1. The transcript is spliced from 8 exons. The coding region runs from base 2645 to 4024 and encodes 459 amino acids. Gene Ontology annotation, molecular function: G protein-coupled receptor activity. Gene Ontology annotation, biological process: adenylate cyclase-activating adrenergic receptor signaling pathway. Gene Ontology annotation, cellular component: membrane. Lineage: Eukaryota; Metazoa; Arthropoda; Insecta; Diptera; Culicidae. The record is from RefSeq and is a predicted model, not a curated record.